Symbiodinium natans is the source of this 1467-nucleotide messenger RNA. The record is from the annotation of a GenBank genome assembly. NCBI's taxonomy places the organism in Eukaryota, Dinophyceae, Suessiales, Symbiodiniaceae.
AUGGCUCUGGGUGGCGCUGCGGCCACUGCCGCAGUGGUUGGACUUGCGUCCCAGAGCUUUGCCGUGGCUGGUUCUGGAUCCCACAUGCAGGAGCCAGUUCGCUCCUCUUCGCUGCGAGGCAAGGCGUCUCAGGCCCAGUCCUCGAACUUGCCCCUGGGUGCGCUGGCGCUGGUGACCGCUGGGGUGCGACGCCUGGGGUGCUGUUUGGGCCGCUCCGCGAAGCAGACCCGGGCGCAGGCCAUCGUGCGCCAUGCCAAGGACCACAUCAACAUUGGUACCAUCGGCCACGUCGACCACGGAAAGACCACGCUUUCGGCGGCCAUCUCCCUCGUUUGCAGCCAGUUCAGCACCUCUGACGACACGACGCGGAAGUCCUACGAGGAGAUCGACAACGCGCCGGAGGAGCGAGCCCGUGGAAUUACCAUCAACGCCUCGCACAUCGAGUACGAGACGGAGUCCAGGCACUACUGCCAUGUGGACUGCCCCGGACACGCGGACUAUGUCAAGAACAUGAUCACAGGAGCCUGCCAGAUGGACGGCGGCAUUCUCGUCAUCUCCUCCCCAGAUGGACCUAUGGCACAGACCCGCGAGCACAUCCUCCUCUCCAAGCAGGUGGGCGUGCCGGCCCUCGUGUGCUUCAUGAACAAGGUGGACAUGAUGGACGACGAAGAGCUUCUGGAGCUUGUCGAGCUGGAGACGCGCGAGAUGCUUAGCCAGUACGGCUUCCCCGGAGACGACACCCCCUUCAUCCAAGGCAGCGCGCUGCAGGCGCUUGAGACGAUGAAGUCGAACCCGGGCACCAAGAAGGGUGACGACAAGUGGGUGGACAAGAUCCUGGAGCUCAUGGAGACCGUGGACGAGUACAUCCCCACGCCGGAGCGCGACACCGACAAGCCUUUCCUGCUGGCCGUGGAGGACGUGUUCUCCAUCUCGGGCCGAGGCACCGUGUGCACGGGCCGCGUCGAGCAGGGCAUCGUCAAGAAGGGCGAUGAGGUCGAGAUCCUUGGCCGCGGCAAGAAGCCCCAGAAGUCCGUCAUUACCGGAAUCCGCAUGUUCAACACCGACCUCCCGGAGGGCCCGGCCGGCUACACGGUGGGAGUGCUGUGCCGUGGUAUCGACAAGGAUGCUGUCUUCCGCGGCCAGGUGAUUUGCGCGCCCGGUGCCACCAAGACCCACACCAAGUUCAAGGCGAACAUCUACUUCGCCAAGAAGGACGAGGGCGGCCGCUCCAACCCGGUGAUGCCCGGCUACAUGCCUGUGUUCUACUUCCGUACCUGCGACGUCACGGGCAAGAUCGAGGGCAUGGUGAGCAGCGACGGCGAUGACGUGCAGAUGGCCAUGCCCGGUGACAACAUCACCUGCACAUGCGAGCUCAUCGCCGGCACGCCCAUCGAGAAGGGCAUGCGCUUCGCCAUGCGAGAGGGCGGCCGCACCAUUGGCCAGGGUCUCAUUGAGGAGACCAUGUAA